AUGGCUUAUAACUACAAGAUUAACACAGAUAGCUGUGAGAUUCAUUUAGCUGCAAAUCAGACUUUGGGACUGCCGAGCGGAGCAAACCCCCGCCUGCCGGAGAGCCCGAGCACUCGGAAGGGGGAAGGGGGAACAAUAAAAAAGUUGGACACAGGAAGACAGGCCUGCAGCUCUGCCGAGAGCCCCGGCCUGGGUUCCUUCCCCUGCCCGGAUCCCCGGGGCAGCAGGCGGGAGCCCCAGCGCCAGCGGCCCCCUCGAACUUGUGCCACGACCCAGCCCCCCGGGAGAAGGGAAGGAGGAAGAGCCAGGCAGGAAAGGCAGAACCCAGCGUUUGAUCAGCCUCCAAGUACGACGCAUUAUGCAAGCAAACGCAAGGACCAGGGCCCGCCGAGGGCGGCCGCGCUGCCGCCCCCCUCCCCGCCAGGCGGCCCGGGAGAGGCCAGGGGGCCCCCGGCACCCCUGCCCGGGGUGGGGGGGCGAGGGAUAUCCCUGCAGCGGGCUCAGGGACUGCCUGGCCAUUUUGUCAGCUCCGUUUCCACCCCUUCCUUGCACGGCGAGGGCCCCAUUCCACCCCUCCGGGCCGCCCCAUACACUCACCAGCACGGCGCCGCGUCGUUCCCGGCUCCCAUUCGCCCCCCCACCCCCAUCCGCAACAAUGCUCCGGGAUGGCGCCGCUCCCCUCCCCCUGCCCCGGGCCGCCAGGAAGGGCAGCUCGGCUAA
This is a messenger RNA of Melospiza georgiana, 720 nucleotides long. RefSeq names its product basic salivary proline-rich protein 4-like. The coding region runs from base 1 to 720 and encodes 239 amino acids. The transcript is spliced from 3 exons. The record is from RefSeq and is a predicted model, not a curated record. NCBI's taxonomy places the organism in Eukaryota, Metazoa, Chordata, Aves, Passeriformes, Passerellidae.